GCAUAGAAUGUUACAAAAACAAAUCAAGAGGGGUUGAUAGAAAGAAGUUGCAGACCUCUUUCUCUAUUGUCUGGUUUGGAGGGCAGUUGGUGAUUUUGAAUAUUAGGCCUUGUCUUCUCCUUUAAAAGUCUUCCCUACCAUUGCUCAUUUCCACCAUCUCUCCCUUGUCAUUUCCUAACCCAAUUCUCCCUUCUUCAAACAUUGUUGAACUUCUGGAUAAUCCAUUCAAUCUUAGAAAAACCAGCACAGACAGGUUUGAAGGCAUUUUGAUCAUCAAGAACAAUGACAGUCAAGAAAAUCACAUGUUGGUCUAUAGUCCCAAGUUGCUACAAGUCUGAGUUCCAAGCUCCCAAGAACAAAGCAAAGGUGAUAGCAAAGCAGACUUCAUUCCAGAGGCUUUCGCUUUCGGAUUUGAGCAAUCCCAGCUCGACUACACUUUCAGAAGAUCUCUCUAUAUCUCUUGCAGGCUCCAAUCUUCAUAUUUUCACACUUGGGGAGCUGAAGGUGAUCACACAGAGCUUCUCAUCCAGCAACUUUCUUGGAGAGGGCGGGUUUGGGCCCGUCCACAAAGGGUUCAUCGAUGACAAGCUUAGACCUGGUUUGGCUGCUCAGCCUGUGGCUGUUAAGCUCUUGGACUUGGAUGGAACACAGGGGCAUAGAGAGUGGUUGACUGAGGUUAUCUUUCUUGGGCAAUUGAGGCAUGCACACCUUGUGAAGCUCAUAGGGUAUUGCUGUGAAGAUGAACAUAGGCUAUUGGUGUAUGAAUAUAUGCCAAGAGGCAGCUUAGAGAAUCAGCUAUUCAGAAGGUAUUCAGUAUCACUGCCAUGGUCAACCAGAAUGAAGAUUGCUCUUGGAGCUGCAAAGGGUCUUGCUUUCCUACAUGAAGCAGAGAAACCAGUUAUAUACCGAGAUUUCAAAGCUUCGAACAUCUUGUUAGAUUCUGACUAUACUCCCAAGCUCUCAGAUUUUGGUCUAGCAAAAGAUGGUCCAGAAGGAGAUGACACACAUGUUUCGACAAGAGUCAUGGGAACACAAGGCUAUGCUGCUCCUGAAUACAUUAUGACGGGUCACUUGACGGCGAUGAGUGAUGUGUAUAGCUUCGGAGUGGUACUUUUGGAGCUACUAACAGGAAGGAGAUCGGUGGAGAAGAGCCGUCCUCAUAGAGAGCAGAACUUAGUAGAAUGGGCAAGGCCAAUGCUGAAUGAACCCCGAAAACUCAGCCGAAUAAUGGAUCCGAGACUAGAAGGACAAUACUCUGAAAUGGGGGCCAGAAAGGCUGCUGCAUUGGCUUACCAAUGCCUGAGCCACCGGCCUAAACAAAGACCGAAAAUGUGUGAUGUGGUGAAGACAUUAGAGCCCCUCAAGGAUUUUGAUGACAUUCCCAUUGGACCCUUUGUGUACACAGUUCCUACUGAUAAAUCCGAUAAUUCAAUUAAGGAUGUGAAGGAAGGCAAUGCACAGAGGGAAUCAAAGAAGAAGUGCGGCCACCAUCACCAAAACCAGCAGCUCCACCAUGGCCAUAGGCAUCAUCAAAGGACUCCUCCAAAGUCUCCUAACUGUUACUCGGAAAAUUUGGUGCGCCAACGUCACAGAAGUCUUGAUUUGAACUCUCCUUUGCACCAUGGAGUCAAGGAAGCGUAGAGUACUAGUACAACAAUGUAAAGCAAGCCAUUCACACUGUACAUAGAAAAUUUUCAAAGUUGCUUAGUGUAACAAAUUCUUGUGAGAGGACAUAAAUGUUUUCUUUGA
Molecule: messenger RNA, 1749 nt
Organism: Rosa rugosa (rugosa rose)
Lineage: Eukaryota; Viridiplantae; Streptophyta; Magnoliopsida; Rosales; Rosaceae
Product: serine/threonine-protein kinase RIPK
Exons: 5
Coding region: 283-1641 (452 amino acids)
Biological process (GO): protein phosphorylation
Molecular function (GO): ATP binding; protein kinase activity
Source: RefSeq, a predicted model, not a curated record